Thyridium curvatum is the source of this 1605-nucleotide messenger RNA. RefSeq lists its product as uncharacterized. Gene Ontology annotation, molecular function: carbohydrate:proton symporter activity. Lineage: Eukaryota; Fungi; Ascomycota; Sordariomycetes; Thyridiales; Thyridiaceae. Bases 1 to 1605 code for a protein of 534 amino acids. The record is from RefSeq and is a predicted model, not a curated record. Gene Ontology annotation, biological process: transmembrane transport; carbohydrate transport. Gene Ontology annotation, cellular component: membrane. The transcript has 4 exons.
AUGGCAGACCUCAAGUCAACCACCGAUGCAGGGCAUGUUGAACAGCCCAGCGAACAACUUGCCCGCCUCGGCAACCAAGACGAUCAUGAUCUCGGCAAGAUAGCCUCGCUGCGGCGGUACCCCUGGGCCUGCUUCUGGUGUGUCUACGCUGUGUGGUGCGUGCUGCUUGUCAGUUUCGAAAACCAGGCUUCGGGAAACAUCUUGGGUAUCCCCAGGUUCCGCGAGGACUUUGGCUCCUACUAUGAGGGCGGCUACGUUCUUGCCUCGAAAUGGCAGUCUGCUUUCCAAGGUGCACCCAUUGCAUCAUCGAUCGUCGGUUCUCUUGGAUCUGCGGCCCUCGCCGACUGGCUUGGUCGCCGAGCCGUCAUCAUGAUGGCCCUUGUCAUCAGCUACGCCGCUAUCACCAUGGAAUUUGUCGCAACGACUCCUGAACUCUUCUUCGGUGGAAAGUUCCUGAAUGGCUUCGCAACUGGAGCCUUGGCAUCGGUUACUGUCACAUACAUCGGAGAGGUCACGCCUCUUGCCCUCCGAGGACUUUUCACCUGCUUCUCCGCCUUGUCAUAUACCCUGGGACCGCUCGUAUGUGCCCUCAUUGUCAACGAUACCGGCGAUUUGCCCAACCGGUGGGCUUAUCGAGCUGUCUUCUGCGCUCAAUAUGGCUUUGCUGCCGUGGCUACAGCCGGAGUAUUCUUCAUGCCGGAGUCGCCUUGGUGGCUCGCCUCUCGCAACGAAAAGAGCAAGGCUUUGAACAACCUUGCGAAAUUGGGCUACUCCGAGGGAGAGACUGUCAAGCGUUUUGCCAUCAUCGAGCUUACCCUCAACGAGAUCAGCCAGGAGACCGCCGGCGUGACCUACUUGGAGUGCUUUCGCAAGUCCAACCUCCGCCGCACCCUGGUCAGCAUCGCACCCCUGUGCAUCCAGUCCCUCUCGGGUAUCGCAUUCAUCGCCUCCUACGCGACGUACUACAUCCAGCUCGCCGGCUACAGCACCUCCGAGAGCUUCAAGCUCCAAAUCGUGCAGCAGGUGCUCUCGCUGGUCGGCAACGUCAUGUCGUGGUGGCUGGUGGACCACGUCGGCCGGCGGAGCCUGACCAUCUACGGCCUGGUCUUCCUCACCGCCGUGCUGUUCCUGACCGGCGGGCUCGCCGUCGCGGGCACCCCCGGCGCCAUCAAGGGCACGGUCGCCAUGAUCAUGAUCUACUGCUGGUCGUACAACGUCACCAUCGGCGCCACGGCCUUCACCGUCCUCUGCGAGGUCUCGACCUCGCGCCUGCGCGUCAAGACCAUCGCCAUCGGCCUGGCGGCGCAGAGCGCCCUCAACGUCAUGUGGAGCUUCGUGCUGCCCUACCUCUUCAACCCAGACCGGGCGAACCUCGGCGCCAAGGUCGCGUUCAUCUUUGGGGGGCUCUCGGUGCCCUCCCUGCUUUACCUGUGGUUCUGCCUGCCCGAGACGGCCGGCCGCAGCUACGAGGAGCUCGACGAGAUGUUCGUCAAGGGCGUUUCCGCUCGCAAGUUCAAGACGUACAAGCCCGAUGCCCAGGUAAUGGGUGAGGUUGUUAAGCUGGCGAUGAAAACUGAGGGGGCGACUGAAAAGCAAGAAGUCUGA